AUGUCCACGGGAGAUGCUCAAGAUGCCAACAGCUCGAGCGAAGAGGAUUUUGACUGGGAAGAGGUUGAUGUGCCCGGGCAACAAGAGCCGGAACUACCGCAGCCAUACGGCGAAUUAGAGGUCCAGCUGGAGGCCCCGAAGAACAUUGAGAUUACCCUGCCUAGUGCGCGAGCAAAGAAGGGUGAGGGAUCGAAGAGGCAAGCUGGUACUGGUAUCUCACAUGCUGAGCGCAUGACAAGGGUAACAUGUCACAAGAUCCACACGGUGUGCAUGCUGGCGAACGCGAGGGUACGGAACAAGUGGCUGAAUGACGAGACUUUGCAAGCGCGUUUGUUGUCGUUGGUCCCCAUGUCUCUCCAGGACAACCUUGCAAUAAUACACAAAUCCCGCGUGCCAGAGCGUGCCAAGCGCGGGCGCAUGUUUGAAUCCGCUGUGGGUCGUAUCGCGACGUGGUGGGCAGAAACCUACUUCUCAGUGGACCGGACAGGUCACAUCGUCAACAGAACAUAUGAAGAUGUGGCUCGUGAGAUGGCAGAGGCGGGCAACGAUGAAGAACUAUAUAAUCGUGAUGACAUGGAAAUGAUCAGAAGCCCGAAGAGCCUCAUGAAACAUUUGCUUAUGCGACGCGGCUCGCGCGAUACGAGCUCACAGCUCUUCACUGCACUGUGCCGAGCGCUGGAUAUCCCGACGAGGCUUGUUGUCAGCUUGCAGAGUGUUCCGUGGAAGACGAGCUCUGACAAGAAGAAAGCUCCUAAGAAACCUUCCGCGAAAGGAAAGAGCAAGGAGAAGGCUACAAAUAUUGAGGACGAAAGCGAGGACGAUGAAGACAUGGAGCCUGUCGAUAUCCCGAUACCAGAUAUUAAGGGCAAAGGGAAAGCAAAAGCUACUGACGAAGAUGAAGACGCGAUGAAGAACAAUAUCAAACCUCGAAAGGGUAUGUCAAAGCCUCAUGUUGUUAAGCUACGCAAGAGCAAGUCUCAACAGCCGCGACCUCCAAAACCUCAAGCAUCAGAUCCGACCACUUCACCUCCUGUGUUUUGGACAGAAGUCUUUUCUCGAGCGGACUCGAUGUGGAUAGCUAUUGACCCCAUCCGCGGCAUUAUUGGAAAGCGACAGGUAUUUGAUCCGACGCCCUCUUCGACCUCAGGUCAGAGCAAACUGCCGCGGCGCCGUGAUAAUAUUAUGCUUUACGUUAUAGCGUUAGAGGAAGAUGGCUAUGGUCGCGACGUCACCGCUCGGUACGCCCGUGACUACACUGCAAAGGUUGCAAAGGUACAGGGUGCUCGUGCAUCAUCAGGAGGCCGUGGCCGGAGAGAGUGGUGGGAAAGGGUCAUUCAAGUGAUAACGCGGCCUUAUCGAUUGCAAAGAGACGAUCUCGAGGAUGACGAGCUGCGCAAUCAUCAACUCACCGAGGGCAUGCCAACCACAUUGGCUGGUUUCAAAGACCAUCCCCUAUAUGUCCUCUCGCGUCAUCUUAAACGUGACGAGGUCGUCGACCCGCCCGUAGAACUAGGAAAGUUCAGAGGCGAUCCUGUUUAUGCUCGAUCUUCGGUAGUCUCCCUAAAGACCGCCGAGAACUGGAUGCGCCAGGGUAGAGUGAUACGCGAAGGCUGUCAACCAAUGAAGAUGGUCAAGCAAAGGGCUAUGACGAUUGCGAAGCAACGUGAGAUCGAGGUGGCGAUGGAACGGGGCCAUAAUGGCGAAGAAGGGGAAGUGCUCCAAGGGCUGUACGCGAGGAACCAGACGGACUUGUACAAACCCCCGCCAAUUGAGAACGGCAAGGUUCCAAAGAAUGAUUUCGGCAAUAUAGAUUUAUACGUUCCAAGCAUGCUACCACCAGGCGGUGUCCACAUUCCCUUUAAAGGCGUCGCCAAGAUUGCACGGAAGCUGGGUUUUGAUUUUGCUGAGGCUGUGACGGGGUUCGAAUUUAGAAAGCGUAGAGCCGUUCCUUUAAUUGAAGGCAUCGUCGUUUCCGCCGAGAACGAAGCUGUCAUUGUGGAGGCAUUCUUAGCGGCUGAAGGAGACGCCGAAGAAAAGGCGAAGGCAAAGAGGUUAGAUCAAGUCCAUAAGCGAUGGGUACGACUCGUCCAAGGCCUUCGUAUUCGCCAACGGCUGCAAGCGCAGUAUGUGGACGCGGACAAUGGUAUUGGUGGAGAAAGCGCUGGCACAUCGAUCCAGGUGACCAUUGACCAGCCGCAGGUAAGGAACCUCCAAAGAUUGCCAGAAAGGGGUGUUUACAAGGGCAUGAAGCAGCCUGGCGGUUUCCUGAUCACUGCAGAUGAUGUGGUAGAACAGCACCAUUUGCCGAAGUCGCGCCACCGGGCUGACCCCGUACAAGUGGAUCAUGUCCAAGAGACCAAUGGCAGGGCAAUCUUGAUGUCCGAGUCGGAGGUCGUGUCUUCUGAAGAACCGGUGCCUGGGGUGCAGCUUGAGGACACCGUGGACGUAAUGGGAGUCGACGAUCUCCCAAAUGAAAGUAGGUCUGGCGUGCCGAUCACUAUGCAGGCGUUAGCAGAAGCGGCACACGCACACAAGGAUAUAUCUCAUGCUGGCCCCGAGGAGCUCUCAUCACGGGCUGCCGUUGCUACUGUGGCAAGCGGUGUUAGCACACCAGGGUCAUCAGCUCCUACGAAGAAAGUAAGUACACGAACUGCCCGAGGAAAGAGGAAGCGCGCGAGCGAGGGAAGUGAUGCAGAGUCCGACAAGCCAAAGGAGGAUGAGCCAACGCCUCGCAAACGACGCGGCGAGGCGGCCCCAGCCGCUGCUACGCCACCUUCCGGAAGGGUCUUGCGCCCUCGUGCGUCAAAGACAGCUAGUCAGUUGAAAGAAGGGAAAGGAAUAGAGCUAGCAUACCGGCGAGCGGUGGCGGAAUAA
Coniophora puteana RWD-64-598 SS2 is the source of this 2874-nucleotide messenger RNA. Its product is annotated as Rad4-domain-containing protein. Lineage: Eukaryota; Fungi; Basidiomycota; Agaricomycetes; Boletales; Coniophoraceae. Gene Ontology annotation, biological process: nucleotide-excision repair; mismatch repair. Bases 1 to 2874 code for a protein of 957 amino acids. The record is from RefSeq and is a predicted model, not a curated record. Gene Ontology annotation, molecular function: single-stranded DNA binding; damaged DNA binding. Gene Ontology annotation, cellular component: nucleotide-excision repair factor 2 complex; cytoplasm; nucleus. The transcript is spliced from 10 exons.